AUGAAGAAGUUGCCCGGGAGUCUCCGCCGCCGCCGAGGCGCCGACUCCGAGCCACCGGCGCCGCCACCGAAGAUCGAUAUAGCCCACCCUGCGAAUAUGCUGUCCGCCACAAGGGACUGGUCUGCACUGCCCCUGGACGUCCUCGUGUCGAUUUUCACUAACGUUGGUGCCGUCGAUGUCCUCACGGGCACAAGCCUCGUGUGCCACUCGUGGCUCGAGGCGGCCAAGGUGCCUGAUCUGUGGCGAUCUGUCGACAUGGCAAACCACAAUGUGGAAAAGGUGGACGAAGAUGACCUGCGCGCACUGGCGAAGGUCGCUGUGGACCGUUCCAAGGGCCAGCUGGAGGUGUUCUUGGGGAAGCUUUUCGUCACUGAUGGGCUUCUCAUGUAUAUAGCGGACAGGUCAGCAUCUCUGAAGAGCCUUAGCCUCAUAUCAUGCCAUGAUGUCACGAACAAAGGAUUCAGCUAUUUGAUUGCAAAGUCCCCUCUCUUAGAGAAUCUAUCGCUUGAGCUCUGUCCGAGAAUCGGCGGUCGUGGCAUCUAUGAGGCCACAGGCAAAGCAUGCCCCCAACUGAAGCGUUUCAGGUUGCACAGGGAACUCUUUAGGUUCUCUUUCAACUACCCUAGGCGCUACCAAGAAGAGCGGGGGUUAGAGGUGAUGCACGAACUCCGAAGCCUCAGCCUCAUUGGCACUACCGUCAGCAACAGCGGACUGGAAGCCAUCCUUGACAGCUGCCCGCACCUGGAGACUCUCUUCCUUCGCGACUGCUACCUUGUUGUUCCUGACAGUGCCCUGCGGGCCAAGUGUGCCAGGCUCAAGACGGUCACAUUUCUCAAGUAUAAGUGGGUCUUGGAGAACAAUGGGGGCUGCUCGCGAAGGGUUCUACGGCAGUACGAAUGA
Molecule: messenger RNA, 900 nt
Organism: Setaria italica (foxtail millet)
Lineage: Eukaryota; Viridiplantae; Streptophyta; Magnoliopsida; Poales; Poaceae
Product: putative F-box/LRR-repeat protein 23
Exons: 3
Coding region: 1-900 (299 amino acids)
Molecular function (GO): protein binding
Source: RefSeq, a predicted model, not a curated record